Molecule: messenger RNA, 2892 nt
Organism: Tigriopus californicus
Lineage: Eukaryota; Metazoa; Arthropoda; Copepoda; Harpacticoida; Harpacticidae
Product: zinc finger protein 569-like
Exons: 2
Coding region: 92-2650 (852 amino acids)
Biological process (GO): regulation of transcription by RNA polymerase II
Cellular component (GO): chromosome
Molecular function (GO): chromatin insulator sequence binding
Source: RefSeq, a predicted model, not a curated record
AGGUAAUAAUCGAGCGUGAGCAAGCUAGUCGUUUUAUUUUACCAAAUAAAACCAACGAACGGUGCAAUAAUUAUCCGUCAUCAAAGUGGACAUGGAAUCCAUACAACAAGAAGAUGUUCCUCCCAACUUGUCAAAUCUCGUCAAGGUCCCUUUGGGCAGAUGGCAAUUAUUCUUACGAGAAAAGCCCGACUUUGAAAUUGAUGGACAGCCUUUUGUGGCCUUGACCGUGAUGCUCCAUCCUGAGACUCACGAAUACAUCUGGAGAGCCUUGGGACGAAUUGUCGAAUCCGGACAAGUCUCCAGUUACCGAGAAUUCUGGGACCGAUGCCACAAGUUUUUUAACAAGGAAACGCCGUGUUUGGGCUUGAAUCCACCAGAUGCUCAGUUUCCACUGUCUUGUCAAUUUUCUUCCAAGUGUUCCAUCAUGAUCCCCAAAUCCAGUGAAAGUACGGCUUGUAAAGCUUGUCUGCAAGCGGCUGAAGAUCCCGUUCAAGUAUGGCGAGAAAUCCGAAAUGUCGCAGAAGAUGUCAUCUAUGACGGUGGUGUCAAAACUCUCGAAGCUUUGAACCAAAGUCAGGCCAAAGUCUGGCCUUGUCCGAUGUGCUCGGUUGAAGUGCCAUUGACCGACAUUAAAUGUCACCUUGAAAAGUCUCAUUUCUUCAGUCAUUUUGUUUGCUUCCAUUGCGAUGAUCAAUUUGUGGAUGCCAUGGAUUUGUCUCUUCAUACAUAUCAAGAGCAUCCAGAGAUUCAAGAGCUUUGCUGUCCACUGUGUCCUGCAAAUGUCCCCAUUGACGGUGAGAGUGACGAACUUGAUAAUCACUUCCGUCAAUGUCGCAAGAAUAAGAACAUUGCUUUGAGUCAAGAAAUGGCAGAACUUUUUGAGUGCCAGCUCUGCUAUUUGCGGUUCCCCACCAAAACCAUGUAUGUAAGUCACUUUGCCGCAUGUCUGGCCGCAACGCUUAGGACAGAAAGUGUCCAUGGUAAAAACUUUCAAAUGGUCGAGCUCGAAAAUGUGUCUUCAUUGUCAACACUGAAAUCGAACUUACAAUCGCAGGACAAUCAACUAGAAUUAUCCAAAGUCACAUGUCAAGUGUGUUCCAAGAUGAUUGUUGCCAAGUUUCUGACCCGGCAUCUCAUGGUCCGUCACAGUAUUGGCGAUUUCAAGUGCACCUCAUGUCCAUUGAUUUUUCUAAGUGCCAAAGAACUUAUCGAUCAUAGUUAUGAUGCUCAUUCGUCGCAGGAAAAAGAGGUGUGUCCAAAUUGUUGGAAAAAAAUUGAGCGGCCUCGUCUUGUUCGACACGUGGAAACCUGCCACAAAAUUAUUUUCUGGACUGCUAGGGCCAGUAAGCGUUUUCGGUAUAAAGGGUUCAUCUGCCCCGAUUGUGGCUCAAUCUUUUUUGACCAGACCAAAUUAGACCAACACGAAUCUCAAGAAUGCAAUCGACAAAUAAACGUCGGUGAAGUUAUGUUUGGCCAUAAAUCAUCCCAAAGAACUGAAUCAUUCCAAUGCACUAAUCAUAAAGACCGACCGUUGAGUGAAGAGAUCCUCAAGUGCAGACUCUGUUUUCAAAAGUGCAAGAAUUUGAAGGACCUCGCAGAUCACCUAGAAGAUGUUUGUGAAGCGAGAGUUCGGAACAGCAAAACUGCUCUCAGUUCGGUGGUUCCGAUUUUCCGGAAUGGUGAUAAGCCAAAAGAAUCGCCAGUUGUUGUUCCACUGCGGUUAUCUUCAUCAGAUAAGAUUGAGUGUCACGUCUGUUGCAGGCAAAUUUCGAUUGAAACUUUGGCCAAGUACAAACUUCGUCACCAACUCGGCCAAUUUAACUGUCCGAAAUGCCCAUUGAACUUCGUAACGGCUGAAGACGUUUUGAAGCAUGUCCUUACCCAUCCGGAUGUGCACGAGUUGCAUUGCCCUAAUUGUAAUCAAGAUGUGGAUCUUGGACCCAAUCACGAAGACUUUGUGAACCACAUGGCAACUUGCUAUAGGCUCAAAUUCCGUUUGGACGAAACAAGCCAAAAACACAUUCAAGAAAUUGACCGGGAAUGUGUUAAUUGUGGGCAAAGGUAUGCGGCUUUGUCACUUAUUGUGUGUGACAUCUGUGAUGAGAAAGUCAUGGGGGUCGAAAAGUUAAAGAAGCAAAAAAGUCAUCACAAUUCACCGAGUGCAUUGUGUUUUAAUUGUGGAAAGGAAUCGUCACAGAAUUUCCAGCUAAAGUCUUUAUUGAAACAGUGUCAUUCGUCCUAUAAAAAGGUCAUGUGCACAGACAAAUAUAAAUGUGACUUAUGUGGCAAAGAAUUUAAAAGGCCAUGCAUUUUAAGGACUCACAUGAAUAAUUCUCAUCCGACCUCCGCCAAGUUCUCUUGCCAAGACUGCGGGUUUAUUGGGGGAGGUCCCUAUGGUCUCAAAAGACAUCAAGCAACCCAUGAACCGCCCAAAUAUGGGUGUCCGAUUUGUGGAAAAAGGUUCAUAAGACAACGUGCUUUGCGAUGUCACGUAAAUACCCACACUGGAAAGAAACCUUACAAAUGCAAUUUAUGCGAUUUUGAGUCUGCGGCCCAGACUAAUGUGCACCGUCACAAGAGGCGUGUUCAUCAAAACCGAUCCAAGAGAAAGAAAGAAAACAGAUUAAAAGAAUUGGGAAGCAAGAGCUGACGUUAAACGUUUGCUCAGACAAAUGACUUUCAAGUGUAUACAAUAAAUGAAGGAUGAUGACUCUCGACAGUCUUUAUUUUCUUGUCAAGAUUUUACAGAUUUUGGAAUUGAUACAAAGAGUAUCAUGGGAUUUAAAAAGUGUAAUGUCCAAGUUUGUGAGACAAAACAUAAUAAGAAAUGUUCUAGAACUCUAAAACACUAGUAAUAUCAACAAGUGCCAUUAGUUAGCCAAGUCGUCUAUA